Messenger RNA from Benincasa hispida (wax gourd), 1762 nucleotides. Its product is annotated as zinc finger protein ZAT1. The record is from RefSeq and is a predicted model, not a curated record. NCBI's taxonomy places the organism in Eukaryota, Viridiplantae, Streptophyta, Magnoliopsida, Cucurbitales, Cucurbitaceae. Gene Ontology annotation, biological process: regulation of DNA-templated transcription.
UAGUUGCCUACUUGCUUUGCAUGUUACUCUUACAUGUUGCUCUUUUAAUUCAUUGUUUUUCCUAUUUAUUGUGCUCUUGCCGUUUUAAUCCUCAAUAAGACCACUCAAAUGUACCAAUAUACCCUUACCAAUCGCAAAUUUACUCCUCGUUCAUCCAUUCCCCUCCCAAACAAAACUGAUUUCUUUUUCAAUUUUAAGAAAAAAGAAAAUUUUAAUAUGCUUUGUUUUGUAGCUUUGUAUAUAUCUAUUGGUUGAGGAUUGCUUGUCACCUACUCUUCAGUUUACACACUCUCUCUCUCACGUAGAAAGAAAGGAAAGGAAGGAAGGAAGGAAGGAAGGAAGAGAAGAUUCAUACUCUGUUUUCAUUUUUCGGGUUUCCCUUCUCCCACCCCACCUCUGUUUUCUCAACGAAAAUUUCUUAUUUUUCUUGGUUUCAGCAAUGGACAGGCACAAGUGUAAGCUCUGCUUCAGAAGCUUCUCCAAUGGCAGAGCUUUGGGAGGUCAUAUGAGGUCCCAUAUGAUGAACCUUCCAGUCCCACCCAAAGGAGAAGAUGCAGCAGCGGCGGCGGCGGCGCAUGGGCAGCUCAGUGAAGACGGCGACUCUGCUUCUUUCCUGUCCUCCCCCUCAUCCUCGGAAGGCGAUGCAGAGGAAAAGGGUGCGUCUUAUGGGCUAAGGGAGAACCCAAAACGAAGCAUUCGAGUGGUAGAUCCUGAAUUCUCAUUCGCCGUCGACGCAGGUUCGGUGGUUCUGCAGGACCGGGAAAGCGAAACAGAGUCGUCAAAGAACCCAAAUCGGAGAAGAUCGAAGAGGACUCGGAAACCCGAUCGCCGCCACCACCACCACCACCAGCAGCUCCAUAAUCAUUACAAUGUUUUUAAACGCCUGGAGGAGAAGAAGGUGAGGCAGCCGGAAUCGUGGACGGAGGUGGAACCAGUGAGUUCGAUCUCGGGUAGCACAACGGAAGAAGAUGUUGCGUUUUGGCUGAUGAUGCUUUCUCGGGAUAAAUGGACGAAGCAGCAAGGUAGGUAUGAGGAGGAAGAAGAUGAUGAGGAAGACGAAGACGAAGACGAAGACGACGACGAAGAAGAAGAAGAAGAAGAGGAAUUAGAAGAGUCGAUGGAAGAGACGGAUGAUUCGGAGGCGAUGAAAUUCGCAAAGAAUAAUCGAAACAGAGGGAAUUACAAAUGCGAAACAUGCAACAAAGUGUUUCGAUCGUAUCAAGCACUUGGUGGGCAUAGAGCUAGCCAUAAGAAAAUUAAAGUGUCCGUAAGUUACAACAAUCCCCAGUUGGGAAGGGAGCAUGAAAAUGCAGGUACAACCAAAAUUCACGAGUGUCCUGUUUGUUUAAGAGUUUUUUCUUCGGGGCAAGCCCUGGGGGGGCAUAAGAGAUCUCAUGUCACCGCUUACUCAAUUCCCCCAAAGACCACUCUACAGAAAAAGUUUCCCGACAGUUUGAUAGAUCUUAACCUCCCCGCUCCUUUCGAGGAAGACGAUGUUAGCCAAAUCGAACUCUCCGCAGUUUCUGAUGCGGAUUUCGUCAACGCCAUUAGGCAAUAAACACAUACGUACCCUUCUCCUCCUACAUAUAUAUUACUAUCGAUCAAAUUCUCUCCACAUCAGAGGUAACGAGAAAAAGAAAUUUUUGACCUUUUAUUCAGUUCUCAUAUUCAUAUUCAUAUUCAUAUUCAUUGACACAUCAAUUCUCACUCCAAACUUUGUUGGUUUUGACUAUUCAUAUGGUUGAAAGUUUCAUUACAUACA